UCCACUGUGACGUCUCUCUCGACGGUCAGCAUCCCCAAAAGAACAAAUAUUUAGAAAAAAAAGAAAAUCCUCUUUUGGUUUUUUAUUGAGGAACUGCUAAAGUAAAUACCCAAAAUUUCUGCAAAAGUUUCCGUUCGAAAAAUCUCAGAAAACCAUGUGGCGAAACUCCGCCACUGUAAGCUUCUCUUCGAAGCUUCUCUCUUAUUCUUCUUCCUCCGCCAAUCCUAAUUACUUCCAUUACGCAUCUGCUUUCUCCAUCUUUAGUCCAAACGGCGUCGUAGAUCAGGCACUUUCUCCUUCUCAUCAACGCUUCUACUGCUCAUCGGCGGUGCCUUCACCGUCUCCCUCAUCCGGUUCCGUUAUAAAGCUAGGGUUUCUCGCUAACAAAUCUGACGCCUAUCUUCCUUUGAGUUUGAAAGCUAGAGAUGCGGUCCAGCUUGCUCGUCACUACGGUCGGUGUUACUGGGAGCUCUCCAAGGCUCGUCUCAGUAUGCUGGUGGUGGCGACUUCGGGGACUGGAUAUGUGCUAGGGAGUGGAAACGCCGUUGAUUUGGCGGGUCUUUGUUAUACCUGUGCUGGAACCAUGAUGGUUGCUGCAUCUGCGAAUUCGUUGAAUCAGGUGUUUGAGAUAAAUAAUGAUGCCAAAAUGAAGAGAACAAGGCUAAGACCUCUACCUUCAGGACGCAUUGCAAUACCACAUGCAGUCACUUGGGCAUCUUCUGUUGGAUUUGCUGGCACUGCUCUGUUGGCAUGCAAGGCUAAUAUGUUGGCAGCUGGUCUUGCUGCUUCCAAUCUUGUUUUAUAUGCAUUUGUGUAUACUCCAUUGAAGCAAAUUCACCCUGUUAAUACAUGGGUUGGAGCAGUUGUUGGUGCUAUUCCUCCUCUUCUAGGAUGGGCUGCAGCUUCUGGUCAGAUUUCUCUCAAUGGAUUAAUUCUUCCAGCAGCUCUCUACUUUUGGCAAAUACCCCAUUUCAUGGCCCUAGCAUACUUGUGCCGUGAUGACUAUGCUGCAGGAGGGUACAGGAUGUUUUCACUUGCAGAUGCUUCAGGUCGGAGAACAGCUGCUGUUGCUUUCAGGAACUGCCUCUAUCUUAUCCCUUUGGGGUUCAUAGCCUAUGACUGGGGUGUGGCUUCUGGGUGGUUUUGUGUUGAAUCAUCAGUUAUCACCCUUGCAAUAAGUGCUGCAGCAUUUUCAUUUUAUCGUGACCGGACUACUCAAAAAGCAAGAAGGAUGUUUCAUGCCAGCCUUUUGUAUCUUCCUGUAUUUAUGUCUGGCCUCCUAUUUCAUCGUCUCUCAGACAAUCCACAGUGCCUUGCGGAAAAUCCCAACAGAAUUAUUGAGCUUCCAUCAUUCCCCGAAGCUGUAACUGAAAGUGAAGAAGAUGAUCAGAAGAAGAAAGUGAGGUAUGUCACUGCUGUUCCACAACGACGUGCACCUGUGGCAUACGCAUCCAUUGCUCCAUUUCCCUUUCUCCCUGUUCCUUCCUAUGUUGAUCAAUGACGUAUCGAACUGGCAUCUAGUUUUUGUAUACCAAAUCAAAGUUAUUGAAAAGGCACACCUCGAAACCUCUUUGGCUUUGCAUUAAGCCUUUUUCUGUGAAGUUUCAAUUUAACAGAGUUUUGGUUCUUGAUUGUCUUUAUUUUGAAAUCAAUGUAUAGUUGGGAUUGAGCUGUUUAAGCACCAUGAGUGACAUUCAUCUUGCAGCUGCCAUUGGAAUAAAACUGUUAUGCAGUGCAUAGAUCCAUUUCAAAAUUUUCACUAA
Gossypium raimondii (Peruvian cotton) is the source of this 1763-nucleotide messenger RNA. Its product is annotated as protoheme IX farnesyltransferase, mitochondrial. The transcript is spliced from 7 exons. The coding region runs from base 155 to 1501 and encodes 448 amino acids. The record is from RefSeq and is a predicted model, not a curated record. Gene Ontology annotation, biological process: heme biosynthetic process. Gene Ontology annotation, molecular function: protoheme IX farnesyltransferase activity. NCBI's taxonomy places the organism in Eukaryota, Viridiplantae, Streptophyta, Magnoliopsida, Malvales, Malvaceae. Gene Ontology annotation, cellular component: mitochondrion; membrane.